Messenger RNA from Kockovaella imperatae, 3258 nucleotides. RefSeq lists its product as hypothetical. Lineage: Eukaryota; Fungi; Basidiomycota; Tremellomycetes; Tremellales; Cuniculitremaceae. Gene Ontology annotation, cellular component: endoplasmic reticulum exit site; COPII vesicle coat. The record is from RefSeq and is a predicted model, not a curated record. Gene Ontology annotation, biological process: endoplasmic reticulum to Golgi vesicle-mediated transport; intracellular protein transport; COPII-coated vesicle cargo loading. The coding region runs from base 225 to 3116 and encodes 963 amino acids. The transcript is spliced from 4 exons. Gene Ontology annotation, molecular function: SNARE binding; zinc ion binding.
AUUCACCUCGUUCAGCAGUGCUAUUCAAGGUCGAGCUCGUCGUGCUCGCACUACCACUGCUGCUGCUCCCGCGACCAUCAUUGAGACUCUAUCGUGGUGCACAGUUAGUCACCAGAGGGUAACGCACGACCGCCCCUCGUUCCCAAUCGAUUUAUUACUCCGACUGCAGAUCGUGUACGUCCACCCGCGUUCAUUCGCCUAAAGUCGAAGGCGUCGGAUUCGCCAUGAGCCAGCCUGCCAUGUUGCCUCAGGGCUGGGAGGCCAGAUGGGAUCAUCAAUCUCAGCAGUAUGUCUACAUUGACCAAUCUACUGGCCGAUCUCAAUGGGAAGUCCCAACCCAACCAUCAUACCCCUCCAAUGGAGUUUCUGCCCCGUCUGCUCCCCCUGCCGCUCCCGCUCCUGCGCCUUCCAGUCGGCCUGGUCGGCGGCAGUACCCCACCGCUCAGAUCCAACAGAUGUACGGUGGUUCGGGAGGUGGUGCAGGAGGAUACGAUCAACAAUCCCAACAGCUGCCUCUCAUGUCGAAUUAUCCAGAUCAACAACAACAGCAACAGCCGAUGGCUCCACAAUUCUUCACGCCAGGUAUACAGGACAACACACCUCAUCAGGGUUACCCUCAACAAGCUGGUGGACCUCAACAGGGCUAUCCCGGUCAACAGCCGCAGCAACAGCCUUUACCUCCUCAGCAAGGUGGUUGGCAAGGUCAACCGCCGCUCCAACAAGGCGGAGGGAUGGACCAGAUGGCCAAUCAAUUCCAGCAGAUGAAUAUGGGUCAACAACCUCCAAAUCAGGCUUACGGAAAUCAGAAACAGAUGCACUCGAUGCAGACCGUCAACCUGAUAGGGAUGCAACCUGAUGUCAGGGGUCUCGAAGCUCCACCACCACCCUUUCUCAUCCCCCAAAAUGCGGCCGUCACUCAAUCUCCUCACAGUCAACCUGAUCCUUCUUAUCAACGCUGUACCAUUACUUCCAUGCCGACCACCCAAUCCCUCCUCAACAAGUCGAAAUUGCCUCUGGCGCUCGUCAUUGCUCCAUAUCGAUCCAUUCGACCCUCAGAUGGAGAUAUGGAGGUUCCCGUGGUGGAGGAUUCAGUGAUCGCUCGAUGUCGACGAUGUAGAGCCUACAUCAACCCAUUCGUCACCUUUAUCGAGGGUGGAAACAGGUGGAAAUGCUGCAUGUGCGGACUUUCCAAUGAGGUACCGCAGCUGUUCGAUUGGGAUCAGAGGGAAGGAAAACCUGCCGAUAGAUGGUCUAGAAAAGAAUUAAAUCAUGCCGUCGUGGAAUUCAUCGCUCCGACCGAAUACAUGGUCAGACCACCUCAGCCUCCCGUUUACGCAUUCUGCAUCGAUGUCAGUCAACAAGCUAUUCAAUCUGGAAUGGUCGCCACGGCCGCGAGAACAAUCCUGGAAUCCCUUGACACGAUACCGAAUGCUGACAAGCGCACCAAGGUCGCCAUUAUUGCUGUCUCUUCUUCUUUGCAUUUCUUCUCCUUGACUCCAGGGGCGACAGAAGCUUCAAUGCUUGUGGUCUCGGAUCUCACCGACGUGUUCUUGCCGAAACCCUCGGACAUUCUCGUCAACCUGGACGAAUCUAGAGCUGCUCUGGAAAGCCUGCUCGGCCGUCUGAGCGACAUGUUUGCCGAUUCCCACGUCGUCGGGACAGCCAUGGGCUCAGCACUCACUGCGGCUCACCAGCUGAUCGGCAAAUACGGUGGAAAGAUCAUCGCCUUGACUGCCAGUCUGCCGACCAUUGGAGAGGGUGCCUUGAAGGCCAGAGAUGAUCCAAAGCUCCUCGGGACCAACAAGGAGAGCACACUUCUCAACGCAGCCAAUAGCUUCUAUAAAUCCUUCGCCAUUGAAUGCUCAAAACAACAGGUCACCGUUGACAUGUUUCUCUUCUCUUCCAGCUAUACCGAUGUCGCGUCUCUCUCAUGUCUCCCACGAUACACGGCAGGCCAGACUUAUCUCUACCCCGGAUUCAAUGCAUCCAAGCCUGAAGAUGCGAUCAAAUUCGCGACUGAAUUUGGCAAGCUCCUGGCGAUGCCAAUCGGACUGGAAGCUGUCAUACGUGUCCGAGCGACUCGAGGUAUCCGACUCUCGGCCUUCCAUGGCAACUUCUUCACUCGGUCGACUGACUUGUUGGCGCUGCCUACCGUCUCACAGGAUCAGAACUAUGUCAUCGAAUUGCAAUUGGAGGACGACCUCAAGGGACCUUUCGUGGUCAUACAGACGGCCGUCUUGCACACGACUUGCUACGGUGAACGACGGAUCCGCGUCAUCACACACGCUAUGCCUGUUACCGACUCUAUUGCUGAGCUGUACGCCUCUGCAGACCAAGUCGCCAUCAUGACCUAUCUCACCAAUAAGGCUGUAGAGAAAGCCAUGUCGUCAUCAUUGGAGGAUGGUCGAAAUUUGGUCACCAACAACUUGUCGACCAUGUUGACAGUAUACAAGAAUCAAGUGACUUCUGCGGCCGGCGCUUCCGCGCAACUCGCUGUCCCGGACAAUCUCAAACUCUUGCCGUUGUUAGCCUGCGGUCUGGUGAAGCAUGUCGGUCUUAGAGAAGGUACCAACAUGUCUCCCGAUCUCCGAGCAUACGCCCAUUGCCUCUUGACGACUCUUCCUUCCGAUUCUCUCGUCUCUUACAUUCACCCCAGAUUCUACUGUCUUCACAAUAUGCCUGCCGAGGCUGGAACUAUUGGCGAACACGGUGUCAUCCUUCCUCCUGCUCUCAACCUCACCUCGGAACGUCUAGAACGCCACGGUCUAUUCCUGAUAGAAGACGGGCAACAAAUGUUCCUCUGGGUGGGACACGAAGCUGUCCCUCGACUCAUACAGGAUGUGUUUGACCUCCCUUCCUAUGCUGAACUUCAAGGAGGAAAGUAUACCUUACCGGAACUGGACAAUCCUUUCUCCCAACGGGUCAACGCGAUCGUUGCCAAGACUCGCGAGCUGCGCCGCGGAAUCUACAGACCGCACCUGUACGUCGUCAAGAGUGAUGCGGAGCCGGCGUUGAGGAGCUGGGCUCUGAGUCUGUUGGUCGAAGACAGGAUGGACAAGAUGAGCAGUUAUGCUCAGUAUCUGACCACAGUGAAGAACAAAGUCAAUGGAUCAUGAUUACGGAACGAGACUGUAUCGAUCCGGUGUCAGUCGAUCAUCCUUAUAUACAGUAUUGUUUUACGCAUGUGCAUGAAAGGAAUCAGCGGUAUCAUCUGUCCUGAGGGAUAAGGUCUAUAUGCGAGAUUACAGAGGGCUAGCU